This is a messenger RNA of Telopea speciosissima, 1678 nucleotides long. RefSeq names its product aspartyl protease family protein At5g10770-like. The transcript is spliced from 2 exons. Lineage: Eukaryota; Viridiplantae; Streptophyta; Magnoliopsida; Proteales; Proteaceae. Gene Ontology annotation, molecular function: aspartic-type endopeptidase activity. Gene Ontology annotation, biological process: proteolysis. The record is from RefSeq and is a predicted model, not a curated record. Bases 50 to 1531 code for a protein of 493 amino acids.
GAGAGUCAUGGUCAACACACUGAAAGAAGGGAGAAGCUAGCCAAGAAUCAUGGCCACUACCAAUCCCUUAAUCUCUGGUGGAGUUCUCUUUUCCUCUCUUCUGUGUCUCCUGUUCUGUUCUGAGAAUGCCUGUGCCUAUGAAGGAAGAGUAAGAGGAGAGACUAUGGAGACUCAUCACCAACAACAUAGUCAUGUGAUCAAGAUCAGUGAUCUCCUCCCUGCACCAGUUUGCUCCACCUCCACUUCCACUCCCAAAGGUAACAUAAAUGCUAAGACAUUGUUGAAAGUAGUUCACAAGCAUGGCCCAUGUUCCAAACAUGGCUCCAAGCAGAAGGCAAAAAAUCAUACUCCUACUCAGAUCCUCCUCCAAGACCAAUCCCGAGUCGAGAUGAUCAAAUCUCGACUCACCAAUGCUUCGAAAGGGGAUCAGGUACAAGGCUCGAAGGCUACGAUCCCAUUACAUUCAGGACAUUCAUUGGGUACCGGAAACUACAUUGUGACCGUGGGGAUUGGUUCUCCCCAAAAAGAUUUCUCGCUCGUAUUCGACACCGGUAGCGACCUAACUUGGAUUCAAUGUCAACCUUGUGUGGGUUCUUGCUAUACACAACAAGAACCAAUAUUCAAUCCUAGUAAGUCAUCUUCUUAUUCCAAUAUCACUUGCAAAGCCAAGGAGUGUUCUUCACUCAAAUCUGCCCCCUUCAUUGCCACCGGCUGCACUUCUUCCACUACUUGCUUAUAUGCUAUUCAAUAUCGUGAUCAAUCAUACUCUGUUGGGUACUUUGCAAGUGAAACCUUAACAAUCAAAUCCUCUGAUGUGUUCCACAAAUUCAUGUUUGGAUGUGGAGAAAACAAUGAUGGGCUGUUUGGUAGAACGGCUGGGCUGCUUGGACUGGGCCGGUACAAUAUAUCCAUGAUAUCCCAAACAUACAAAAAAUAUGGUGGGCUUUUCUCCUAUUGUAUUCCAUCCACAUCUAGCUCAACUGGGUACCUAGCCUUCGGACAUAAAGGAAAUACCAUCUCCUCUGAAGUCAAAUUCACACCCUUGUUAGUGAACUCUAAGUAUCCCUCAUUCUACUUCCUAGACCUAAUAGGAAUAAGUGUUGGGAGAGAUAAGUUGCCCAUCAAUGAAUCAGUAUUUGCAACUUCAGGAACUCUUAUAGAUUCCGGCACCGUCAUUACCCGUUUGCAACCGUCAGCUUAUUCCGCCCUCCGAUCAUCCUUUAGGCAAUCGAUGUCGAGCUACCCUAUGGCCGAUGCUCUUUCAAUACUCGAUACGUGUUACAAUUUUACGGGUUACGACACGAUAACCAUACCAAAGAUAGCCUUGAAUUUUCGUGGUGGCAUUGCGGUGGACAUCGACGGGACCGGAAUCAUGUAUGUUCGAACUAUAGACCAAGUCUGCUUGGCUUUUGCAGGAAAUAGUGAUGCAGGGAACAUAGCCAUACUUGGAAAUAGCCAACAAAAAAGGCUGGACUUGAUCUAUGAUAUUGCCAAAAAUAGGCUUGGAUUCGGCCCUGGAGGUUGUAACUGAACUUACAGCUACAAAUGGGACAAAUUGAAAAAUUCAAUCAAUCCAAACUAGUGAAGGGACUUUACAAUAAAGCAUGUAGAUAUACAUGUAAGCUUCUAUUGUUUUGUGUAUUUUAAUCAAUCCAAACUAUUAGAGAAACUUUAUCAU